CAAAAAUGGCGACGUUCUCGUCAUUUGGGAUGACUUUUUGAUGGCAAGUGCAACAACACACACACGAGACCACGACAACAAAGCCAUGAGCUCGCGACCUGAAGAUGCACCUGAACACUGUCCGGGUACGGAGAGUGAGAAUGCUGGGAAGGCAUCCGCUUGUGAGGGAUGCCCAAACCAGCGCAUCUGUGCAUCCAGUCAACCCAAAGGACCAGACCCUGACCUGCCGCUGAUUGAGAAGCAAAUGUCAACCGUCAAGCAGAAGAUCCUCGUGUUGUCAGGCAAAGGCGGCGUGGGAAAGAGCACGUUCACAGCAAACCUUGCGCGCGCGUUUGCACUCGACGAGACCAAGCAAGUGGGCGUGCUUGACGUGGAUAUCUGCGGCCCUUCCCAACCCAAAGUCUUCCAAGCCGAAGGCGAACAAGUCCACAACUCCGGCAGCGGCUGGUCCCCAGUGAGUGUUGAGGACAACAUUUGCUUGAUGAGCGUUGGUUUCCUCCUCGGCGAUCCGCGCGAAGCCGUCAUCUGGCGCGGUCCAAAGAAGAACGAGAUCCAAGCGGCUGCAGACAAGGGAGGCGACAGGCAAGACGAGGCAGCGUAG
Salpingoeca rosetta is the source of this 601-nucleotide messenger RNA. Its product is annotated as cytosolic Fe-S cluster assembly factor NBP35. Gene Ontology annotation, cellular component: cytosol. The record is from RefSeq and is a predicted model, not a curated record. Bases 41 to 601 code for a protein of 186 amino acids. Gene Ontology annotation, molecular function: iron-sulfur cluster binding; ATP-dependent FeS chaperone activity; ATP binding. Lineage: Eukaryota; Choanoflagellata; Craspedida; Salpingoecidae. The transcript has 5 exons. Gene Ontology annotation, biological process: iron-sulfur cluster assembly.